AUGAGCGAAGCCGAAGAACGCGUGUGUGCGGACGCUCGCGCAAAAGGUGUCGAGACGUUUGAAAUUCCGAUCGACAUCAUUUGGAAGCCUUGGAAAUGGACGCACAUGUCGAAGCCGAUUGUGGAGGAAAUGCUUCAGUCGCAAAAUAGACGUGGCUGCUUCAUCCCACUUCAUGACUUACUGAAAACCUACCGGCUGACUGCUGCCCAAUGUGACAGUCUCGAACGUCAAUUCCGCAAACACCUGGCGAUUAUUGACAAGCACUCUCCCAGGGGCGAGAAUUGCUGUGUGGGGUCGUAUGCCCAGGUUUGCGUGACUUUGGACAGAGACGUGAUGCCUUUCCCUGUCUCUGGGAACAAGUUGCGUGUAGCACUCGCUCCGACGUGCAUGAAGGCCUCGUCCAAAGAGGAGGCGCGUGAAAUCACUGACGAGUUCGUCAACAGACUGCGUGCGGACGCAGAUUAUCCAGCAGCUUCCAGGAACAACGUUUUGGCCCUAGCCAUGAACCUCUUUCAUUAA
Molecule: messenger RNA, 519 nt
Organism: Gregarina niphandrodes
Lineage: Eukaryota; Apicomplexa; Conoidasida; Eugregarinorida; Gregarinidae
Exons: 1
Coding region: 1-519 (172 amino acids)
Source: RefSeq, a predicted model, not a curated record